CGGACCGAGGCGGGAAGGAAGCACACUUGCAAGGCGGAGGAGAUGGAGGACAAAGAGAAAAAGAAGAAGGAUAAAAACUCCAGUAGCGACAGAGUCACUCUGAAAAAAGAAAUUGGACUUUUGAGCGCUUGUGCUAUUAUCAUCGGGAACAUCAUUGGCUCUGGCAUAUUCAUCUCACCUAAAGGAGUGCUGGAACAUGCAGGCUCCGUGGGGCUGUCACUCAUCGUCUGGGUUUGUGGAGGGGGGAUCUGUGCCCUGGGGUCCAUGUGCUACGCCGAACUGGGUGUGACCAUCCCAAAGUCUGGAGGAGACUAUUCAUAUGUGACAGAAAUCUUUGGAGGGCUGGUGGGCUUCCUGUUGUUGUGGAGUGCUGUCCUCAUUAUGUAUCCAACCACGCUGGCAGUCAUCGCUCUCACCUUCUCCAAUUACGUCUUGCAGCCAGCCUUCCAGGACUGCCUGCCUCCAUACAUCGCCACCAGACUCCUCGCCACCAUCUGUAUCUUAUUCCUUACCUGGGUGAACUGCUCCAGUGUCCGUUGGGCGACAAGGAUUCAGGAUGUUUUCACUGUGGGGAAACUCCUCGCCCUGGUACUCAUCAUAAUAGUCGGACUCGUCCAAAUCUGUAGAGGUCACUAUGAUGCUCUGCGGCCCAGCGUGGCCUUUGAGUUCAGCCAGGACCCCUCAGUGGGACAGAUAGCGCUGGCCUUCCUUCAAGCCUCGUUCGCCUACAGCGGCUGGAAUUUCCUUAACUAUGUCACAGAGGAGGUGGUGGAGCCACGCAAGAAUCUGCCCCGUGCCAUUUACAUUUCUAUCCCACUGGUGACCCUCGUCUACACUAUGACCAACAUUGCCUACUUCUCCUCCAUGACUCCCGAGGAGCUGCUGGCCUCCAAUGCCGUGGCAGUGACAUUUGGGGAGAAGUUACUAGGGAUGUUUUCUUGGGUAAUGCCGAUCUCUGUAGCACUGUCUACCUUUGGAGGCAUCAACGGAUAUCUGUUCACCUCUUCAAGAUUGUGUUUCUCAGGAGCCAGAGAGGGUCACCUGCCCUAUCUGCUCGCUAUGAUCCACCUAAAGAACUGCACUCCGAUCCCCGCCCUGCUGGUCUGCUGCUUUGCCACCAUAAUCAUCCUGUGCAUUGGAGAAACACACGCCCUGAUCAACUAUGUGUCCUUUAUCAAUUAUCUGUCCUAUGGAGUAACCAUUGCUGGCCUCCUCUACCUCCGCAAGACGAGACCCAACCUGCUCAGACCCAUCAAGGUGAGCAUGUUGAUCCCCAUCACCUACUUGAUAUUCUGGGCUGUGCUGCUGGGCUUCAGCCUGUACUCUGAACCAGUGGUUUGUGGCCUGGGAAUGGUCAUCAUGCUGACUGGAGUCCCGGUUUACUUUGUGGGUGUUCGGUGGAAGGACAAACCCAAAUGUCUCUACAGGCUAGUUGAAAAAGUCACAUACAUGGGCCAGAAGCUGUGUUAUGUGGUGUUUCCUCAGGGAGACCCUUCAGAGACUGAACCCCUCACUGCCUCCAAAGCCACUGACUGAGCAGUGCAGUCAAUGAGGAAUUCCCUUUUUUUUUUUUUACAUCAACGCCUGUUCGCCAAGUUUUUACAGUUUUUUCAAAUUGGUCAGUUUGUGGAUGGUGAAGAGAUGGCUUUCGUCCAUGUUCUUGCACAGGUGCAGCCUGGCUGGGGCUGCGAUGAAGCUCCAGUAUAAAAGAAGCGGAUGCUUACUCUUAGGGCAUUAGCAUGUUAAACCCUAAAGCUGCGGGAUAUGUUUUUAUUUGCUGGUUGUUACUGGUCCUCUUUGAUAUGGAUCUUUAUCUCGUCUUCUCCCUUCUACUCACUCAAAGAACCUCCAUGACUCAUCCUCUGCUUCACUUCUAAGAUAUUCUUCUUUUAUGACUUUAACUAAAUCCUUGAGCUAAUGUGCCUUAUGAAAUGUAUGUGCUGGUAUAGUGUUUUGGUUUGCGCGGGUAUUUUCAUUGAUUAAUAACUUUUUUUGAGGUAAAUAUGCAAGCAGUUUCUGCACUAAGCAAUACUUCUUUCUUACUGCUGCUCCCUUCAGCUGUGUUCCACUAAUUAUUCACAUGAUGUUUUCUGUUUGUCAGCUUGGAUGAGUGUUUUUCUGCCUGUAUCUCUGCCUGGCUACAGUUUAUGGCUAUUCUUGCUACUUUACAUCCCAUUCUCUCUUUUUUUUAUUACUGCAUCACUAUUUUCUCCUGAGAGAUACUGUAGGUGCCUUCAUGUUAUUAGAAAGAUCAUCUACACUACACCUAUCGCUCCCAGCAAUAUUUACAGCACAAGAGACAGGAGGAUGACAGGAAGUUGGUGGUUGUCAGCUGGAAAAAUGGUUCUUGCUUCUCUCAGAAAUGAAUAAGCUGCAUCAUUACAACACAUGUCGACAGGCUGUUGGAAAUGUUCUCACCUUUAGAAAUGCCACUGUGAACUCUUUCAAGGUGCUUGACCUGCCAAGACAUUAGAUUUCAGAUUUCUCACCUGAUGUUAUGAUACAGCGCUUACCAUUAACAUGCUGCUGGAUAACAUAACCAGAAUCCCUAUUGACAGAUAAACGGGUAGCUGGCAGUGGAUAUUUACUCCUGCAUGGACCUGCUCCAACUUCCCAAAAACACUCUGCAAUUAGCCCAGGUCCACUGACUUUUUAAAGACCAACUGACUUCCGUACUAUUGAUAUAAUAUAGUUUAAUCAGGAGAGACUUCGUUUAGAGUGAAUGAAAAACAUUUCUUACGUGGUGCACAAUAAAGUUAGGAUUGUGACGAGAGCCAUAGUCAUAUUUAGGAGGGUAGUGAUCCCGUGGUUAGUGAAGGAAUGCCGCUCCAGUGGGCUGAAGAUCUGGAUGACAGGAUGUGGAGCAGGACUGUGGAAGAACUCAGUGAAAGGAACUCUGGGCACUGGAUAUAAUGAGGACUGGAGGUGAACAAAGUGAAGAAGGGUCAUUUUUUCUCGUGCUGAAAUGACAACUAACAGCAGCAGAGAGAACAGUUUCAAAGUUUGACUGUUUGGAAAGACUGCAGCAAAAUCGCCAAGUAUCGGCUGUGAGAGAUUUGUGAAUAAGUGAAUAGAGAGUCUUCCUGAUUGAAAUAUGUUUUAAAUAUUUAUAGUCCAACUGACCUACUGUGACCUUAUGGGCUGUCUGUGGUCCCGUUGACUCACGAUACUGACUUAUUUUGGCCCAAAUGAAAUACUAAUUUGCUUUCUAAUAGUUAUGGUCAGAUUGAUUAAGCUGUGGCACCACUACCUAAGCAGAGUAUGCUAAUUAUUUUACUCCAGGUGAUACUGAUGUAAUAUCUUAUAGCACUUGUUUAUCAGCUGUUUAUGUUGUACAUACAACAGAACAUAUGAAGGUUUGGGCCAGUGGCCUUUUUUAACAUGAUGUAAAACCAGCAGGUUGGAUCUUGAAUUUGAACAUUCAGUCCUUUCCCAUGCCAGCAGAUGGUGGGAAUUUCCCCCCUGGAUGCAAUCCACUAAGAGACUCACACUUCAGACAACAAUGUCUGUUUGCCACGUUCAGGCGCUGUUAGCUCAGUUGAGAUCUGUAAAUACUUUGUAAAGAUAAGAAAAAACUGUUACAAAUGCACCUGGGACUACGAAGAUCACAUUCCUCAGACAUGUUGUGAUACAUUUACAUACUGUACAAUUGACGGGUGCACAUCUGUGUUUUGUAAAAGAGUGUGAAGUUGUACAAGAAUAACAAUGUAAUUACUUAUUAAAUAUAGCCACUUCUAA
Molecule: messenger RNA, 3738 nt
Organism: Centropristis striata (black sea bass)
Lineage: Eukaryota; Metazoa; Chordata; Actinopteri; Perciformes; Serranidae
Gene: slc7a10a
Product: solute carrier family 7 member 10a
Exons: 11
Coding region: 43-1536 (497 amino acids)
Biological process (GO): amino acid transmembrane transport; D-serine transmembrane transport; D-alanine transmembrane transport
Cellular component (GO): membrane
Molecular function (GO): L-amino acid transmembrane transporter activity; neutral L-amino acid transmembrane transporter activity
Source: RefSeq, a predicted model, not a curated record